Molecule: messenger RNA, 1003 nt
Organism: Hibiscus syriacus
Lineage: Eukaryota; Viridiplantae; Streptophyta; Magnoliopsida; Malvales; Malvaceae
Product: VQ motif-containing protein 4-like
Exons: 1
Coding region: 142-840 (232 amino acids)
Source: RefSeq, a predicted model, not a curated record
CAAACUAGGAUCAAGGUGUACCAAAAACUCUUCCUCUUCAAAUCUAAUCCCCUCAGUCAGUUCUUAACCUAUCCACCUCAUUUCAAUUUUUUCUUAAAUCUCCUUUCCUUCAAAUGAUUAAACGCCCAAAACAUCUAAUAAAUGGAAACCUCUCCGAAUUUCCUUCCAUCUCCGAAAAGCCUCAGCAGCACAAGCUGCCCACUACCGCCAACUCCGCCGCCUCAACAGCCCAGACCCAUCACCAGAUCUGAACCCGCUAACCCCUACCCGACUACCUUCGUCCAAGCCGACACUUCAUCUUUCAAGCAAGUCGUACAGAUGCUCACCGGGUCUUCCGAGACGGUCAAGCUAGCUUCUUCCACCAAACCAACUCCUUCCCCUCUGUCCGAACCGAACCCCAACUCGAAAACUCAUAUCCCUCCCAUCAAAUCCAUUCCCAAAAACAAGCAGAAUUCUGGGUUUAGGCUUUACGAACGAAGGAGCUCUCUCAAGAACCUCAAAAUCAAUCCCUUGAACCCGGCUUUCAACUCCAGCAAUUCCGGGUUUUCGCCUCGGAAACCCGAAAUACUCUCUCCCAGCAUUCUUGACUUCCCUUCUUUGGCUCUUAGCCCGGUUACUCCUUUGAUAUCCGACCCGUUUGACCGAUCUGGAGCUGGAAUUUACCCGAAUUGUCCCAAUAAUAAUGCGCAGCUAGAUAAGGAAGCUGAAGACAAGGCAAUUAAAGAGAAGGGUUUUUAUUUGCAUCCAUCACCGGCAUCUGCACCGCGGGAUUCGGGGCUUAGGCUUCUCCCACUUUUUCCAGUUACUUCACCUCGAGUUUCAAGUUCUUCUACUUCUUAAACUAAAAUAAAUCGACCUUUUUUAGUUUUUUGACGUUAUUAUUGUAAGUUUUACAUAUUGUUGGGGCACUGAAGAAUGGGAAUUGGAAAGAAACGAGACAGGAUUUGUAAUGUUGGUUGUCGGAUACUUUCAAAGGAAUGAAGAUACAAAUCUUUUGCUUCAA